This is a messenger RNA of Engraulis encrasicolus (European anchovy), 2344 nucleotides long. It is a transcript of the gene fam168b, whose product is annotated as family with sequence similarity 168 member B. The coding region runs from base 165 to 770 and encodes 201 amino acids. The record is from RefSeq and is a predicted model, not a curated record. Lineage: Eukaryota; Metazoa; Chordata; Actinopteri; Clupeiformes; Engraulidae. The transcript has 7 exons.
AACUCGGAAGUGACGCCCGUUGCUAGAGGCUUGUUGCGCAGCAUUCCCAAAGAGGAGGACAGAGAGAAAGGCAAAGUGGAACGAAAACAUCAAAUUAAUAACGGACUAUUGUAUUUUGGGACGUAGUCGCUGUCACUGACAAAACACUCGCGGUUGUUUGAACCAUGAAUCCCGUCUAUAGCCCUGCACCAACAGGGGUCCCAUAUGCCAACCAGAAAGGACUAGGAUAUCCGGCGAGUUUUCCUGUGGGAUAUGCUGCUGCACCCCCCUUCUCUCCCAAUAUGUACCCAGGAGCCAACCCUGCCUUCCCCACAGGCUACACUCCUGGGACACCGUUUAAGAUGUCCUGCUCCCCCACCACGGGGGCUGUCCCGCCUUACUCCUCAUCAGCCAACCCUUACCAAGCCGUAUACCCCGUGAGGAGCACCUACCCCCAGCAGAACCCCUACGCACAGCAGCAAGGCACUUACUACACGCAGCCCCUGUACGCGGCGCCGCCCCACGUCAUCCACCACACCACAGUGGUGCAGCCCAACGGCAUGCCCGCCGCCAUGUACGCCCCCGCCAUCGCCCCUCCCCCACCCCGCCACGCCAACGGCGUCGCCAUGGGCAUGGUCGCCGGAACCACUAUGGCCAUGUCGGCCGGUAUGUAUCAAGGGACCUUGUUAACGACUCACUCCCCCACUCCAGUGCCCCCCCACCCCGUCACGGUGCCCACGUACCGACCCCCCGGCACACCCACCUACAGCUACGUGCCCCCGCAGUGGUGAGCAGAUGGCAUGGUCAGAAGAUGGUAGAUAUGCAUUCACACAAGUCUAGUAUAUUUAACAGUUGGUGCUGACAUUGCACAGUGUUGUUUGACCAGUUCUUCCUCGAAGAAAAAAAAUAAGAAAAGAAUAAGAAAACGUCAAUUUUAAUCCGGCUAUCAGCAAAAACAAACAAGGGGUGGAAAGUGUUAAAAAAAAGACCACCACAAGAAAAAGGGAUGGAGUCAUGCCCCAUCCCCAACGCUCCCAUUACACCGCAUUACCCAGAAUCACCUGCUCCUCAAAGCUGCAUAUCUCAUCAGGUGACUAGCUCUCCAUGGAAACGUGUUUUGUGGACUUGUCUUGCCUUUUUUUUUUUUUUUUUUUAAACAUUUUUAAAACACUUAAAAAGUGGUGCAAAGGGAGUUUGGAAUUUUGUUUUAAUUUGGAUAUCCAUAUCGAGUUGAAUGCAUGUAUAUAUUGAAAAACUGAAUAUUAAUAAUAACAAUAAUAGUAUGAUGAUGAUGCUAGCUCAGUCUACCUGCCAUGAUGACGUGACAAGAUGCAACAUUAUGGAGAAGCAAACACAAAGUACAGUUAAGAUAAAGAGGACAGAAACAUAACUAUAGGGAGAAACGCUAACAUUUUAUCACAGAUGUGCAACACGUCUUGAGAAAACUACAAUGCAAAAUGCAGUGAAGUGUCAUUUGUUUGAGUCAUUUUUGGGAUGGGGGAUUGUGGGUGAUUGUUUUUAUUUUAUACUUUUGGGUGUGGGAGGGGAGGUUUUCAGUACAUUUUUGCCAGCAUGGUUUUAUAAUUUUGGUUGUAGCGUUGCCUUCAUCUGGCUUUGUCAGCCUGGGCUGAGGGCAGACGUCGGCGAGUCCCUCUGAGCUUGUGCCUCCAUUUUAGGUAACGUGCAAAACACUCCCAUUCCAAUAGCUCGCCACACCUUUAUAUUCCGUUUUCUUUUAUUAUUAUUAUUAUUAUUACUCGCAGAGUAUUUGGAACAAAGUAUAUGUGUGUUAAGUGUGCAUGUAUCCGUGCCAGUUUGACUGUAAGUUCUUUUUGUUGUGCAUCAGAAGAAGAAAAAAACAACAGUGGAUAGGCCUUGUGGAGUUAUUGGACUGGUGUGGUUUGGUGUGGCGUAUGUCUGUGUGAGAGAGAGAGAGUCUGUGUGUGUGUGUGUGUCCGUCCGUGCGCGUGCGUGCAUGUAUUUCAUGCCUUAGUCCCUGUGUCUUUGCAUUGGUUUGUGUUGUCGUCAUGUUUUUAGAGAGACAGAGUAAUCAUUGCAAACCUGAAACAUUUUUUUCUUAAUAGGAAAGUGAAAUUUUCCCGAUUUUUAAUUUGGUCGAUAACUUGACACUACUGAAACAUAACAUCAUUGGAUGUUGGAGACAGGAAGGCCAAAAUUGUUACAUUGUUUUUUUAUUGUUAUUGUUUUUAUUUCUACCACGGGUGACACCAUUGCUGACUGAUUUUCAUUGUCUUUUUACGUAUCCAUAUAGGUUGCCUAUUUCACCUCAAAGAAUGUUUUGUAAUGGUUUUGUUGUUUUGUUUUGUAUUUUCAAGAAAGACCAAAAAUAAAUACAAUUAUGACA